This is a messenger RNA of Dothidotthia symphoricarpi CBS 119687, 2689 nucleotides long. Its product is annotated as RNI-like protein. NCBI's taxonomy places the organism in Eukaryota, Fungi, Ascomycota, Dothideomycetes, Pleosporales, Dothidotthiaceae. The transcript has 2 exons. Bases 453 to 2261 code for a protein of 602 amino acids. Gene Ontology annotation, molecular function: protein binding. The record is from RefSeq and is a predicted model, not a curated record.
AACCCACGCCGUGUUGACAGUAGGCGUGCAUGCAUAGCUUCUUCCCCUCUCUCCUACCACCUGCCUAUCCACACAUCUACACACUUGCACCCAUAUCUGCGUGGUGGACGAGCCGGCUAUCGUGUCUGGCUACCGUGUCUGGCUACCUGGGACGUCGUGACAGCGAGCCUAUAGCGUCUCGCCGCGCUCCCCGUUCGCGCCUGCCUCUUGCGCUGUACGUGGUUUCCCUGGACAGUGCUGCUUCUGCUCUGUUGUUUGCAGGCCAGAUCGGGUCUUCACAGCCGCAUCGCACCCUACCCAACACGCCCAACCACAACCCAUAAAUCCACCGCCUUCCCUGCGCAAACCGCAAACCGCAAACCCCUCUGUCCCGUCAACCCUCUGCCCGUCAACCCACUGUCCGCCAACCCUCAGCCCCGUCAACCCCAGAACAAACACCGCCUGCAGUCACCAUGGUCCGCUCCCGCCGCCCGCAGCGCGAUGUGAGCGCCUCCCGCUCUGACUCCUCUUCGUCGACCUCGCCCGAGCGGGACUUUGGCUUCGACGAGGACAAGGACUCCAUCAUGCUGCAGUCCAACGACUCGCUGUCGUCGCUGGCUCCCUCCGUCUCGCCCGACACCGACGACGAGGCCCUCCGCCGCGCCAUCGAGGAGCAGAACCGCGUCUCCCCGAUAUCGCGCCUGCCCGCCGAACUCGUCAUCGCCGUCUUCGCCAAACUCUCGUCCCCCGCCGACCUCAAGAACUGCAUGCUGGUCUCCAAGGACUGGUCGAGGAACAGCGUGGCCCUGCUCUGGCACCGUCCGUCGACCAGCAAGUGGUCCAACGUCAAGAAUGUCAUAUCCACCGUCCGGAAGGCGGACAGCUUCUUCGACUACAGCAGCCUGAUCAAGCGCCUGAACCUGUCGGCUCUGGGCCCGGAAGUCAGCGAUGGCACGCUGGGACCCCUCUCCGGCUGCAAGCGCAUCGAGCGCCUCACGCUCACAAAUUGCACCAAGCUGACGGACCUGAGUCUUGUGACUAUGCUCGAACACAACAGGAGUCUGCUCGCCUUGGACGUCACAGGCGUGGAUUCGCUCACCGACAAGUCAAUGCUCGCUCUGGCAAAGGACGCCGUACGCCUGCAGGGCUUGAACAUCACAAACUGCAAGAAGAUCACAGACGAGUCGCUGGAAGCCGUCGCAAAGGCCUGUCGUCAUCUGAAGCGCCUCAAGCUGAACGGGUGCUCGCAACUGACCGACAAGUGCAUCAUCGCCUUCGCCAUGAAUUGCCGCUACAUUCUCGAAAUCGACCUGCACGACUGCAAAAACCUCGAGGACGAAUCCAUUACCACACUCAUAACCGAGGGACCCCAUCUGCGUGAGCUGCGCCUCGCCCACUGCUGGAAGAUCACAGACCAGGCCUUCCUCCGCCUUCCCAGCGAGGCACUAUACGAGAGCCUGCGGAUACUGGACCUCACAGACUGCGGCGAGCUCCAGGACUCGGGGGUGCAGAAGAUUGUAUCUGCGGCUCCGCGACUCCGCAACCUCGUCCUGGCCAAGUGCAGAAACAUCACAGACAGGGCCGUCAUGGCCAUCACACGCUUGGGCAAGAACCUACACUACAUCCAUCUCGGCCACUGCUCGCGCAUCACAGACAUGGGUGUCGCGCAGUUGGUCAAACUUUGCAACCGCAUCCGCUAUAUCGACUUGGCGUGCUGCACCAACCUCACAGACAACUCCGUCAUGCAACUGGCGACACUACCAAAACUGAAGAGGAUAGGACUGGUCAAGUGCGCAGCCAUCACAGACCGCAGCAUACUGGCACUCGCGAAACCAAAGCAGAUAGGCUCUGGUGGACCCAUCGCGCCCAGUGUGCUCGAGCGGGUCCACCUCAGCUACUGCACCAACCUCACUCUCGCGGGUAUCCACGCCCUCCUAAACAACUGCCCCCGCCUCACCCACCUCAGCCUAACAGGCGUGCAAGCCUUCCUCCACGACAACCUCCUCGUCUUCUGCCGCGAAGCACCUCCCGAGUUCAACGAGCACCAGCGCGACGUCUUCUGCGUCUUCAGCGGCGUCGGCGUCCAGCGCCUCCGCGGCUUCCUCAACACAAACGCUCAGGACCAGAAUCAUGGCGAGCCCUUUGAUAACGAGCGCAGCAUCUACGAUGAGCGCGAUGAUCAUGAUGUUAUUCUUAAUGUCACGGCUCAGGCGCACGGCAUGGCUAUCGAUGAGAUGGACGAUGAGUUUGGGAAUGAUAGCGAGAUGCUUGGGCAGGAUUGAUGUGUGUUUUUUUUCGGAGGCUUUGGCUUGCUUUUUCGCGUGGAUUUUUCUUCAUCGGGGUGGCUAUCAGGGUAGAAUGAAACAUUGCGGAUAUGGCGUUUGGGUGGGGGGGGGGCUCGGAUAUGAUGAAGGGCAUGGUUAUCGGGCGUUUUUUUGCACGCGGUCGUUCUGGAGGACGCCAGGCCCCGGGUGGGAUGGGAUGGGAUUACGGUGCGGUGCGGCUGGCUAGCUAGGCGACGAUACCCUUUGUAUGUUUGUUUUCCUUGUCAGUCAGUCAGUCAGUCAGGCAGUGUUUCGAUCGCGUGUGCACAGAUUGUAUGCAUAUACAUAUGCAUAUCAUAUCACAGUAUAGCAUAAUCUGUAUACACAACAUCCCAAACACCUCCCACAGUGAGUGACUACCACCUACUUCAGCAACCCACACAUAC